This is a messenger RNA of Cetraspora pellucida, 1776 nucleotides long. The record is from the annotation of a GenBank genome assembly. Lineage: Eukaryota; Fungi; Glomeromycota; Glomeromycetes; Diversisporales; Gigasporaceae.
AUGUUAUCUUUAAUAUUAGAAAUAUUCGAAAACUCUCAAUUCAAUCUUAAUACGAUUAUAAUAUUAUUACUAACUAUUAUCUUUGCUUUUGCUUUCGCAAAGUUUUUAUCUGACGAUGAACCUAUAGAAUUCCCUGUUCCGGUGCCUAUUGAGGCAAAACCUGGAUGGAUCAAUGGAAAAGUACUGGAUAAACCUAAUAUAAAGGAUCCCCAAAACUCGGGUUAUAUUGUGUGUUAUGACCCAGCAACGGGCCAACUAUUAUCCAAUAUACGUGCUCAUACUGAACAAGAUGUGAUCGAAGCUCUAAAAAAAGCUCGCAAAGCCCAAAAAGAAUGGGCAAAAACCACAUUUAAGGAACGGAAAAAAGUGUUAAAAAGUUUACUGAAUUUUAUUGUUAAAAAUCAAGAAGAAAUUUGUUGGGUUAGUUGUCGGGAUACUGGAAAAUCAUUGGUUGACGCGAAAAUGGGGGAAAUACUAGUCACAUGCGAAAGAAUCAAAUGGACCAUGAAGAAAGGUGAAAAGGCUUUAUCUCCACAAUACCAUGAAUCCAGCAUGCUGUUAUUUUAUAAAAUUGCAAAAAUUGAGUUCGAACCACUUGGUGUCGUUGCUGCUCUAGUUUCAUGGAACUAUCCUUUUCACAAUAUAAUUGGACCAAUAAUAUCUGCUUUAUUUGCAGGAAAUGGAAUUAUAGUUAAAGCUUCUGAACAAGUAGCAUGGUCAUUGCAGUACUAUAGUAAAAUUGUUAAAGUUUGUUUAAAAUCAUGCGGUCAUGAUCCAGAUAUAGUACAGUUUUUAUGUGGAUUUGCAGAUUGCGGUGAAGCUUUAGUCAAAAGUGGUGUUGAUGGAAUAACUCUUAUUGGUUCUCCACAAGUAGGUAAACAGGUCAUGUCAUCGUCUUCUACUACAUUAACACCCUGCACAUUAGAACUAGGAGGAAAGGAUUGUGCUAUCCUUCGCCAAGAUGUAAAUUUAAGCAAAAUAAUUCCAAUUGUAUUACGUGGCGUAUUUCAGAACGCUGGACAGAAUUGCAUUGGAUUGGAAAGAAUUCUUGUUCAUGAAAGUAUUUAUGAUAAGUUUGUGAAAAUGGUUGAGCUAAGAGUUAAGGAACUUAGAGUGGGAUGUGCUUUGAAUGAUGAAGAGGGUGUUGAUGUUGGUGCACUGACUACGAGCGAUCAGAUUGACCGGCUCUCCACCCUAAUAAAAUCUACAGUUUCGCAAGGAGCUAAACUACUCUAUGGGGGCUAUCCGUUCAUUCAUCCCCUUUACCCAACCGCUCAUUAUUAUACACCCACGCUUCUCAUAGACGUAACUCCCGAAAUGCCAAUAUCUCAAACUGAACAUUUUGGACCAAUAAUGGUAGUAAUGAAAUUCCGAACAGAUGAUGAAGCAAUUGAAAUCGCAAAUUCUAGCGGUUAUGGAUUGGGAAAUAGUGUGUUUACCAAAGACCAACGAAGAGGUGAAUGGAUGGCAAGACGACUAAGAAGUGGAAUGGUUAACAUAAAUGAUUUUGGAGCUAGCUAUAUUUGUAAUUUACCAUUUGGUGGUGUUGGUAUAAGCGGAUUUGGGAGAUUUGGGGGAAUAGAAGGUCUUCGUCAGCAAUGUUUAAUGAAAUCUAUUACUCUAGAUCGAUUUCCAUGGUUAUUACAGACUUCUAUUCCUAAAAUGUUGGAUUAUCCUAUACAUUUUCGUGGAUCCAUGUUUGUUUCUAAUUUGGUUAAAGCUGUUUAUGAAAACAGAUUAUUGUACAAGGUUAAAGGUAUUAUUAAAUUGGAUUAG